Messenger RNA from Psilocybe cubensis, 2097 nucleotides. RefSeq lists its product as uncharacterized. The coding region runs from base 1 to 2097 and encodes 698 amino acids. The record is from RefSeq and is a predicted model, not a curated record. The transcript has 8 exons. NCBI's taxonomy places the organism in Eukaryota, Fungi, Basidiomycota, Agaricomycetes, Agaricales, Agrocybaceae.
AUGGAUCAGCGUCCAAAAAUUAAGAGACCACGCUGCAUCAGAAGCGUGGGGGGUCUGUGGCAAAAGAUGAAGGGAACGCAUGGAACCAGGCGAUCCUUUGAAAUCUUUAAACUAAAUGCACGGAUGGAAUCGAGAAUACUGGACAUGAUGCUCCCCGCCGAAAAGCAGGAACCAGAUAAGUGGGAUCAAUUUGUUCGGGCAGUUCGUCUGUCUUCUUUGUCUUGCCUUUCACUAUGCUUCGAGGCUUAUUACGUUGCGAGCAUGAGGAGGGAAGCAAUGGCAUCUGGAAGAGUCAAAUGCGGGAAAUUCUUCAGAUACAAAGUUCAAGAAGACUCUUCUGACGAUGUUGAGAUUGUGGAGCCUAUCAGCGUUCAUACAACACGCCCAGACACCAGGAAUUUGACGGAGAUGGAAGACGACGACAAUGAUAUUGAGUUUAUAUGUAUCAAAACGCCGUUGGGAAACUCGGAAGCGGUAAACUCUACCAAUGUUGAUACCAGGAACUCGACACGCUCCCCGUUAUCGUAUGCGUGUAUUGAACCGCAGGUAAAUGAUGGGUCGAGUUUAAGGUAUACCAACUCUGUCGGAAAGGAGAACAUACCUCCAGCGGCGCAGCUCCGGUGGUCACGGUUCAAGCCUGCUCCCAUCGCCAAUCACAAUCCAAUACCAAUCUCUAAUCCAGCACAACGCUCAAGCACAGUUGGUCCCGACGCAUCGAUCCCCAUAACCGUGUCCUGCAUUCAGUGCAAUACUUUAACAGUUGCUGAUCCAUUGUACAAUCGGCGCCUACGUACAUUCAUUGACAACGACGACAUACUCAGCAUCUUAGCGCACAUCGGUAUCCUCUUCGAUCAGCACCUUGAUAUCUUGCUUCGUAUGAAGCUGUCGACAUUAGAUCUGUUUUUUUCAAAUUGCAUCACGUUGAGAAGAGCUACGAGAAAUCGCUUGUUGGAUCUCUUUCUGGACGUAGAGCCCAGAGGAAGCUACACGUAUAUGGGUACUGUAGAAGAAUCUUACCACGCCGAUAAUGACAAGACACAAAACCUGCUUUAUACCCCAGCUCCUCUCUUUGCCAUAAUAGGGGCCAUGGUAUAUUCUCCUUACGAGGUCUUUAAAGGCGACCUACGAUCUGCGAUGCAGCUGGACGACGACAAAGUCAAGUUCCAAACCCUUUUGGACACAGUGGAAUUUAAUCUGGGUGUGUACUCCAGCUCUUCUACACCAAGCCGGGAGGUUCUUGAGGGUGUCAUCGACAAGAUAUGCAUCUCCCAGGAAAAUGAAUUUGAGAAAUACGAAAACUACUGGCCCAUAAAUGUUUGCCUCCAAAGACUUAAAGAGCUUGUUCCACGCAUCCGUCCUUCGUACAAAGACGACGAAGAAGAGCAGAUAUUCGCCGACAUAUUCAUGAAGAGGACGAAGUCGUUCGGUCCUAACAAGACCACCAUCACCCCGCGCCGCAUCGAUCACCAGUCCAUUUUAGCGCCACCCACGUAUUCACCACCACCACAAGCGCCCAAAACGACACCCGCGAUCGAACAGCUCCCGUGCCCCCUCAAAAUCCCGGCGCCUAUCCCACCCAGCACCCCAAACACUCAACUUCUCAUGUCCACUAGCACCUCAUCCAACUCUUCCGCAUCAGCACCAUUAACCACGCUGACGCGCAAGCACCCACCAGUACCGACGCACCUCGCGUGCCCCGCGCUCAAAGCUUAUUUGCAUGCACAGGGCCUGGGUGAGCUUAUCCCCGUGCUGGUGUAUAUUGGCGUGUGCUCCGAGCGGGACUUUGUGCAGUUUCGGAAGUUGAUGACAUCGUCCUCUUCGUCUUCGUCUUCCUCCUCCUCCUUCUUCUCCUCCUCCUCCUCCUCCUCUUCUUCUUCUUCUUCACACCAAAACACCAACCAACCACCCCAACCCCAACCACCAACUUCCCAUCCACAUCCACAUCCACAUCCAUACCCAGACCCCACCUCCGAAAAACACAAAAUACUAACCUCACACGCACUCCGCCACCUCGGCGCGUUCCAAAAGUUCCUGCUCGGGAUCGCGUUCGAUGUUGAUCUCGGCGUGCACCAUUUCAGGGAAAAGGGACCGGAAUGA